Messenger RNA from Sparassis crispa, 1113 nucleotides. RefSeq lists its product as hypothetical. NCBI's taxonomy places the organism in Eukaryota, Fungi, Basidiomycota, Agaricomycetes, Polyporales, Sparassidaceae. The transcript has a single exon. The record is from RefSeq and is a predicted model, not a curated record. Bases 1 to 1113 code for a protein of 370 amino acids.
AUGCAGAGCCCUUCCGUCGCUGAUGUCAGGCCUCCCCGUAUCGUGGACGACCUCAUCCCUAUCAUCUUAGAGAACAACGACCAUUGGUGGCCACGAGAUUUCCAACGUCUUGCAGUCGUUUCAUCCGCUUGGGUGGCUCCGGUCAGGAAGUGCCUUUACACCCGCCCAAUCCUCUCAACGUUUCGUGCUUGUUAUCUGUUCGUCAGGGCCCUGACCGAGAAUCCAAGUUUACGGUCGUUUGUACAGGGUGUCGACCUCUGUCCCGUACCGGACGACACCGUUUGUCAUGGUAUCAUCGAGAAAAUGAUGGCGCAUGUCAGGUUCAUCCUGGGGUUGCAGGGGAUACGUUCUGUGAAGCUAGGAGGAGCACUUGCCGUGUCGGCAGAGAGAUUUAUCGACGCUGUCACCAGUUCAAACACCAUCGUCGAUUUGUGCAUUGACGGAAGCGCACUUCGUACCUUCUGUCUUUUCAGCGGCCCUCCCCUCUUAUGGGAUGGAAUACUGGCAUCAAAAUUCACAUCCCUUCGCACCCUCAGGCUGUCCUGCGUUGAAUUCACAGUCCCCCCCUUGCCAACAUCAUAUCCCAUGCCAUUGACAGAGUUAUACCUCGAGAAUGUGGACAUUACGGGCAACCUUCUUGUCGACUUGUGCCAGGGUCCCUGGUACACAUUGCGCACUUUAGGUGUACGCGCCAAGUCUGCAGUCGGCAACGAUUACCAUAUCCGCUGCAUGAUUCAGCGUUGUGUCAAUUUGGAGACCCUUCGCUACGAAGUCCGUGAUACACACGGCCACGGGGCCAUCUUCGACCACGAAUCCCCUCCCCGUCACUCCCUGCGGCAGCUCUUACUGUCGGGUCUGGAUGUCACUCCUCAGAGCCUAGACGACAUCGCCCUAUGUUGUAGAAAUCUCGAGGAGCUCACUGUUCUUGGCCACCUCGUACGAAUAUCCUCGACAGAUUGGGCAUCAUGGUUGGCGUCCGACACCCUACCCGCAUUACGUGCACUCAGGACACCACAUUGCACCACAUCACCACCUUUUUUGUACUGGUCGGACGAUAUGAUCCGACACGUACAAGUUGCUUGCUCGGCUCGCAACAUAGUUUUUUGCUGUUGA